AUGGAUUUGUGGGCCUUCAGCUUCAGUGAUGAUGUGCGGCUGCAAAUCUUCGAGCACUUGUGGCCGAAGGAAUGGCUCCUGACGUGUCACAAAGUCUGCCGAGCUGCGCGACACUUCUUUUCGCGCCAAGAUGUGCGGGAGAGCCUGAUCAUGGCUCUUUCGGAAGAUGCCUUCGCUCUGACGUCCCCGCUUUGGCGUCUGCUAAGGAGCGCAAUCGCAGCGGACAGCCCGUGCAGCACCAGCAUGUUGAAGCCAGCCUUCCUGGUCAUGGGCAAGCCAGCAGCUCGCACCACAAGCUGCCGUGGCGGAAGGUCGCGGCUCCUGGGCCGCUGCUUCACGGUGUCGGCGCAGAUGGGCCACGUGCGCCUGGUCACCCUGGCGCUGCAGUGCCGGGCCGACAUCGAGCAGAGGAUCAACGGCCAAAGCGCGCUCGACUCGGCGGCACAGGCCGGGCAGGUGGCGAUCGCGGAGGUCCUGCUGCAAGCGCGCGCGGCGGCGGCUCAGACGGCGCAGGGCCGAUGGACUCCGCUGAUGCGCGCCGCACAGGGUGGGCACGUCAGAGUGUGCGAGCUGCUGCUGACGGCCGGGGUUGACCCAGACGAGUGGGCGGAUCGGACGACUGCCUUGGACGUGGCCGUGUCGCUUUGCCACCAUGGCGUUGUCAAGGCUCUUGAAGCCAAGCGCGCCCGGCGAUUCCUCGAAUUGCCGCCGGAUCGGCGGCGCUCCGAGGCCUCGAAGAGCACGAGAAUCACGCUGAUGAGCAAGCAGCGCCCUCCUCGGAGAGCAUCCGGACGGGGCGUCCUCUGGGGCUCCGCCUCUCUGCUGCUGCAGCCGCGAGUUCGGAUUCCUGCGGCCGAUGAAGCUGAAUCCGAUGAGGAAGAAGACGCGGAAGCUUGUAUCCACCACCCAAGAAGCGGAGUUUGGUUGCAUCUGCUGCAGCUUGGCGCGCGUGUGGACGGCGAGUGCCUGAGGCGCCAGGGAGUCGCACCGAGCAGGUCCGCGGACUCGGCGCCCUCCGCGGAGGUGCUGCAGCAGAGGGCGUUAACUUUGGGCGGCUUGCUGGCGCCUUCCUCAGCGGCUCAGGUGGCAUCCUUGCGACGGCCCUACGUGGCACGGAGGCCGUGUGUCCGCGCCCUGGCUGAGGGCGUGGGCAUGUCCUGGGUACAAGAACAUAAGAACAGAGAUGUCGAUGGUGUCGGCACGCUCGCCCUGAGCAACGCAGCCAAAGCCGUUGCGCUUGCCAACUCGAUGGCUGAGAUGCAGGCGGCAUCGAAGCACCUCGCUUUUCAGCCGCAGAUGGCCUCUGAGCAGGCCGAUGAUGUGGAGCGCAGGCUCUGCCGACUGGUGGUGAGGUCAAGGACCCCUCAGCACGGCGAGGAGCCUGAGGACUUCUCCAAGGGUGGCCUCUUUGUACCCACCAGCUCCCCUGAAGCGGAAGGUUCCGCGAAGAAGACAACCCCGACGUCGCUGGCAAGGACCGUGCUGGGACACUGGAUGCGCUACACAGUUCCUGACCUUCGCCAGGCAGCACGCGCGGCGGCUCGAGCGGCCAGCUCCGGUCAGAAGGCCGUAGCGACGGCAUCGUCCACGCCGGGGAGGCAAAAGCCUCCGUUCCUGGUGGCCAUGGGGCCGCCUUCGAUAGCUCUGGGCGUGAAGUCACUUGCCUUCGUCUGUGCGGACGUCCAAAAGGACCACCUGGUGCGUGGCCUCAGACGUCACAAGAGUGCUCGAGGUCUUUGA
Symbiodinium natans is the source of this 1740-nucleotide messenger RNA. NCBI's taxonomy places the organism in Eukaryota, Dinophyceae, Suessiales, Symbiodiniaceae. The record is from the annotation of a GenBank genome assembly.